Messenger RNA from Trichoderma gamsii, 1740 nucleotides. Its product is annotated as protein SIK1. Gene Ontology annotation, molecular function: snoRNA binding. The record is from RefSeq and is a predicted model, not a curated record. Lineage: Eukaryota; Fungi; Ascomycota; Sordariomycetes; Hypocreales; Hypocreaceae. Gene Ontology annotation, cellular component: small-subunit processome; box C/D methylation guide snoRNP complex. The transcript has 5 exons. Bases 1 to 1740 code for a protein of 579 amino acids.
AUGGCGCACGUAGAUUACGUCCUUUUCGAGGCCGCCCUGGGCUAUGCCCUCUUCAAUGUGGUGCACCAGGCCGAUGCCGUUGGCGCCAAGUUGAAGGAGGUGCAAACCGCCGUCAACGAGCUGCCCAAGUUCAGCAAAAUGGUCAAUCUCGUCAACUUCACUCCUUUCAGCGGCCACGUCGAGGCUCUCGAGAACGUCAACCUGAUUUCUGAGGGUAUCGUUUCCGACCAGCUCAAGUCGGUCCUUGAGCUCAAUCUCCCCCAGACGAGCGGCAAGAAAAGCAAGAUCACCCUUGGUGUGGCGGAGAAGAACCUUGGUGGUGCCAUCAAGGCUCAGUUCCCCGGCCUCUCCAUCGAGACGAUCGAAACCUCAGUGGUUGUUGCCGAACUUAUCCGUGGAAUUCGUCUGCACGCCGAGAAGCUGCUCAAGGGCCUCCAGACUGGUGAUCUCACCAAGGCCUCGCUCGGUCUGGCCCACGCGUACUCUCGUGCCAAGGUCAAGUUCAACGUUACUCGCAACGACAACCACAUCAUCCAGGCUAUCGCCACCGUCGACUUCCAGGACAAGGGUGUCAACGGCUUCUUCAUGCGCCUUCGUGAAUGGUAUGGCUCGCACUUCCCUGAGCUCCAGAGAUUUACCUCAGACAACUACACCUACGCUCAGCUUGUCGGUGUUAUUGGAAACCGAAAGCUGCUCUCCGACGAGAAGCUCCACGACAUCGCCGCUGUCCUUGGUGAAGAUGGAGAAAAGGCCCAGGCUAUCAUUGAUGCCGCCAAGGUGUCUAUGGGUUAUGACCUUACCCCCAACGAUUUUGAGAUCAUCGAUCAACUCUCUCAGCUCGUCCUCAAGCAAGCCGAUAACCGCCGAUCAACCUCCAAGUAUCUUGAUGAGAAGUUGAACCAGGUCGCCCCCAACCUAAAGGCCCUGCUUGGAUCAAGCGUUGCUGCUCGUCUCAUUUCCCAUGCCGGUUCUCUCACCAACUUGGCUAAGCUCCCCUCCUCAACUCUGCAGAUUCUGGGUGCUGAGAAGGCUCUUUUCCGUGCGCUCAAGACCAAGGGCAACACUCCCAAGUUUGGUCUUCUGUUCCACGCUGGUGCCAUUGCCAAGGCUAGCAAGCAGAACAAGGGCCGCAUGUCUCGAUGCGUGGCCAACAAGGCUUCUAUGGCUUCUCGUAUCGACGUCUUCUCUGAUGAGCCCUCUACCCGAUUUGGUGACGCUUUCAAGGCGCAGGUAGAUGAGCGUCUCGAGUUCUACGCCACCGGCAAGCGCCCCACCAAAAACGCAGAUGUAAUUAAAUCUGUCAUGGAGUCUAUCGGCGAUGCCGAAUUGGAGCUUGAUGAGGACAUGGUUGAUGCCCCUGAGGUUGCCGCCAAGAAGGAGAAGAAGGAGAAGAAAGACAAGAAAGACAAGAAGAAGGACAAGAAGGAGAAGAAGCGCAAGCGCGAUGAGGAUGAGGAUGUUCCCAUGACCAACGCUGAUGACGACAAGAAGGAAAAGAAGAAGAAGAAGAAGUCCAAGUCAAAGGAUGACCGAACCAGAGGAAAGAGCGACAAGAAGCUCGGCAAGAAAGAAACGUCGAGCGCCGUGUCUGAUCUAGCUACGUCGCAAGCCAGCGGAACUCUUGCUGAUCCUACCCAGGACUCUUUGGUGAUGGCUGAGGAAGCUGAAACCUCUCAGCCAAAGCCCAAGAAGCUCAAGACCAAGAAGGCAAAGAAAAGCAAGGCUCCAAAGGCUGAGUAG